This is a messenger RNA of Pieris brassicae (large cabbage white), 1680 nucleotides long. RefSeq names its product UDP-glycosyltransferase UGT5-like. The record is from RefSeq and is a predicted model, not a curated record. Gene Ontology annotation, molecular function: UDP-glycosyltransferase activity. Bases 37 to 1581 code for a protein of 514 amino acids. NCBI's taxonomy places the organism in Eukaryota, Metazoa, Arthropoda, Insecta, Lepidoptera, Pieridae. The transcript is spliced from 4 exons.
AAGCAAGUUAGUGACAACAGACUUUGUGAUUUCACAAUGUAUACACUAACAAUUUUAGUGUUAUCAUAUGGAUUGACGGUAGCAAAUACAGCAAAGAUUCUCGCGGUAUUUCCAACUCCAUCUGUAAGCCAUCAAGUUGUGUUUAGACCAUUAAUGCAAGAAUUAGCAAGACGAGGACAUGACCUAACAAUCAUAACAGCAGAUCCGAUAUACUCUGCCGGUAAUUCUCCGAAAAACUAUACAGAAAUAGAUGUUCAUGAUAUUUCAUACAAAAUCUGGACUGAUGUUUUUACACACGGUGUUAAAUUUGGAAAGAAAGAUGAUAUGUUCGCACAGAUGAAGAGUUUUACAGUUAUUAAUCCUAACGUGGCAAUUGCCCAAUUUAAGCAUCAGCAAAUUCAAGAUUUGUACAACAGAAAGGAAAAAUUUGAUUUGAUUUUCAUCGAAGCUUGGCAAACACAAGCUUAUUAUUAUUCUCAUCUAUUUAAAGCUCCGGUAAUAUUAUUAAGUUCAUUUGGUAUGUUUGGAAAUGAAGAUGCUGCUGUAGGUGCUCUAACGCAUCCUUUUUUGUUUCCAAAACUAGUGCAACAAAGAACAUAUAAUCUUACAUUUUGGGAGAAAGCUAAAGAGUUAUACAGAAAUUACUGGUUUCGAAAAUUGUGGUCAACAAUGGAAGAAGAUGAUCGUGAUUUAUGGGGACAGCUUUUGGGACAAAAUGUGCCUGAUUUUAAGGAAAUAAAUAAUAAUAUUGAUAUGAUGUUUAUAAACGUUCAUCCAAUGUGGAUAAGCAAUCAACCUCUGCCACCUAAUAUCAUUACAAUUUGGGGUAUUUAUAAAAACCAAAGGAAAGCUUUACCUACGGAUCUUCAAAAUUAUCUUGACUCAUCCAAAAACGGUGUGAUUUACUUAAGUUUUGGUUCCAACGCUCACUCAUCAGUUCUACCUCCUGCUUGGAUACAAUUAUUUGUUCGCGUGUUUGCUAGAUUAAAGUAUGAUGUAUUAUGGAAAUGGGAAAAAUCAGAACUACCUGGUAAAUCGGAAAACAUCAAGAUAUCAAAAUGGCUUCCACAAUCCGAUUUAUUAAGACAUCCAAAUGUAAAACUGUUCAUUACGCAAGGUGGUUUGCAGUCCACUGACGAGGCUAUAACAGCUGGAGUACCAACAAUAGGACUGCCGAUGCUUGGAGACCAGUGGUUUAAUUUAGAAAAACAUGUUUAUUUCAAAAUUGGUAAAAAACUUGAAAUGGAGACCCUCACUGAAGAAGAGUUAGAAACAGCUAUUCAUACCGUUAUAAAUGAUUCCAGUUACAGGGAUAACAUAGUAAAACUCCGGACACUCAUGGAGGAUCAGCCACAGAGUGCGUUAGAUCGCGCGGUGUGGUGGACAGAGUAUGUACUGCGCCAUGGAGGCGCAAAGCACCUUAGACCUGCGAAUGCUAAUAUGUCCUGGAUUGAGUACUUUGAAGUAGAAUUUGUACUAAAAUUAGCAACUCUCUUACUGCUUUCAUUGGUGCUAGUCAUAGCUGUUUUGUAUUUUACGUAUAUCAGUUUUGUACCGAAGCAAAAACUUAAAACACUCUAAAGGGAUAUAAAAAAUUCCGUGUUAAGAAAAUCUCAAAUAAAUUAAGCCCUUACUUUAAGCCAACGUAAUAUAUUUUUAAAAUUCAUGUACAAAUAAAAG